CUGCUCAUGAUAUCGUCGCCGAUCUUAUACGCGUCUUGUAACUAGGCUACGAACAAAGAAGGAAAAUGGCGACAAGAUCAUCGGAGCUUGUUGAAACGUUGAAGAACAAGUUGAGUGCUGAAGAAUGGAGAAAAGUCAGUGGUAUCAUCGAACAGUCUCAGGGUUCACCAUCAAGUCCAGAAGUAGUGAUUGAUAAUGAGAGAAAGAAAGUCAAGAAGAGAGGAAGAAGCUCAAAACCUCCAAGACCAUUUGAUUUUACAAAAUACAAUACAAGGCAUGUAGCUUUGAAGAUUACCUAUCUCGGAUGGGAUUAUCAUGGGUUUGUCGUGCAGGAGGAUUCCGAAAAUACAGUAGAGAAUCACCUGUUUGAAGCCCUGACCAAGACGAAGCUGGUUGAGAGUCGUCAGACAUCUAACUACUCUCGCUGUGGUCGAACAGAUAAAGGUGUCAGUGCCUUUGGCCAGGUCAUUGCCAUUGACCUUCGCACCAACUUACUCCAAGGGUUAGGGGUCAUCCAGAGACCAGAUGGUACUGCCCACGAAAGAACAGGAAACACAACCGAAGAGCUCAAUUACCUUUUGAUGUUGAACCGUGUUCUACCAAAUGAAAUACGAGUCAUUGCAUGGACACCAGUCGAACCAGGCUUCAGUGCAAGAUUUGACACCCUACACAGGACAUACAAGUAUUUCUUUCCUGCUGGAGAUCUUGAUACAAGGCUGAUGAAUGAGGCCUCACAAAAGCUUGUUGGAACCUUUGAUUUCAGGAACUUCUGCAAGAUGGAUGUCGGCAACGGGGUCGUGAUGCAUAUCAGAACAAUCCGAUCUGCUGAGGUCAGAAAGUUAGAUGACAGUUCCAGUGGCUAUCAGAUGUACGAGUUUACUAUCAGUGGUAAAGCCUUCCUGUAUCAUCAAGUUAGAUGCAUCACAGCUAUCCUCUUCUUGAUUGGGGAGCAUAAAGAGAAACCUGAGAUAAUUGAUCAACUACUGGAUGUAGAGAAUGAGCCGUGUAAACCCCAGUAUCCUAUGGCAAUGGACUUUCCUCUUGUUCUUUAUGAUUGUGCCUAUGAGGGAAUCUCAUGGAUAUAUGAUGAAGCAAUCCAUGAUAGGAACAUAACACUAUUCCAAGAAAUGUGGACUAGUCACAUGAUUAGAGCCUCCAUGAUGCGGUCAAUGCUCGAGGGUUUAACCUCUGCUCCGUGUACUAUUCAAGCUAAGGAAUCUAAUUGCUCAGAUGUGGCUAUUCGUCUGUAUGAUAUCAGACAACCUAUUAAGAGGCAGGCAUCCAGUCUUGUUGCAGGCUUACCAUCUAAACAACACAUACCAUUAUUGGAUAGACAGAGAGCAGAGAGUCUGGAGAAUCGCAUAGAACAUUUUGCCAAACGAAGGAAAGUUGAAGAUGUCCCGUCAGCCAUCAGCAUCAUAGUGACAACCCCAUCGUCAUCAUGAUUUCCUCUUUGUUGUAGAUUACAUUCCGAGAAGAUAUACAUUAUAAAUAUUUGUAUAUUCUCACCACACUGGCGAAAUUGUCAGUUCUCAUCUCAUUUGGCAUGCCCAAGUUUUUGUUGGGGGAGGGGUAAAACCUUAAAAUCUCACAACUUAACAGUUUGUGGGCAGCUCUGAGAAAACUGUUGAGUGUUUCAUGAGAGGACUUGUUGGAGGAUGUUUUAUCCGACAGUUACCAUAGUAACAGUGCUUGCCAGCCAAUCAAUAUUGUGGAAAGUUGUCAGAUGUGAUGAAUCGCUCCCCAGUAUUUUAGAAAUAUGAAACUGUUGGCAACCACAUUUCAUCUGAAAAUAUUAUCCGUGCUUGUAGAGGAACCUUCAUGGCAAAAGAAGGUUGUUACUUUAAUGGCCUGAAUUCACAAAGGUGGUUUCGAAAACCAUCGUUUGAACCCAUGGUUUAUGCAAAUUUCCUGUAUAAACUAUGCUUACUGCUUAUAAAAAAGAAUUGUCUAAUGCUGAUGCGCGCUUUUGUCACCAAAUUUAUGCAUUUUGCCAUGGUAAUAAGCAUGCUAUUUUAUCCAUGAGUCCAGUGUUUUGAAGAGUUGACUCAAUAACUCAAAACAGUAGACUUGUGAAUAAAAUGGCGUGGAUAACCAAGGCAACAAACGUCAAUUUGGUGCACUGUGACACAAGCGCACAUCAGUAUUGGUCAUUUUUUAGAUAUGCGCUAAAUAAGGGUAAUAUAUACAGGAAAUCUGCAUAAACCAUGGGUUCAACCAAGGUUUUUAAAACCAUCUUUGUGACUUCGGGCCAAUAUGUCUUCACUGAAAAAUCAAGCCUUUUCUAAGAUGUCCGAACAAGAAAUGAAUUGUGAGAUACUAAUAUUUAACACCCAAUCGAUGAGAUACUUGGAGGGGAAUAAUUUUUCAUUCAGGAUAUUUUAAUUUUGGCAUUCUGAGCUGAGAGAUGUUGAGAGAAAUAUCAUAUUUACAUUGUAAAUCAUUGUAUCUACGUAUUAUUCUCUUGAUAAUUCACCCUUGAAAGAAAUGAUUGUCUCAGAAUUAUUUCUUAUCAACAAAUUGUAUUUGUUAUGUAAGUCAGUGGGAGGUUAUUUUUUAAUAAAAAAUAUUGCUGGUUGGCUUACAACCUUUCUAUGAUGGUGAGCUUAGUACAAUACUGUACAAUUAUGUUGUUACAUAUGUCCUUGUGCAGUUUUUCAACAACACAAUUACUUAUAUUUUGUAACAUGCAAACUUUCUAUGAUGGUGAGCUAGUAAAAUACUAGUACUGUACAAUUAUGUUGUUACAUGCAGUUUCUCAACAACAAAAUUACUGAUAUUUUGUAACAUGCAAUGGGGGGAAUUGUGUCUAUUUUCUUCAAAUUAGUUGUACCCAAUUACAUUUCCCUAUUAAAUGCUUUGAAAAGAUAA
Molecule: messenger RNA, 2871 nt
Organism: Lytechinus pictus (painted urchin)
Lineage: Eukaryota; Metazoa; Echinodermata; Echinoidea; Temnopleuroida; Toxopneustidae
Product: tRNA pseudouridine(38/39) synthase-like
Exons: 14
Coding region: 66-1445 (459 amino acids)
Biological process (GO): tRNA pseudouridine synthesis; mRNA pseudouridine synthesis
Cellular component (GO): cytoplasm; nucleus
Molecular function (GO): pseudouridine synthase activity; RNA binding
Source: RefSeq, a predicted model, not a curated record